AUGGGAGUGCUUAUUAUGUUUCAUUAUAUUGGGUUGAUAAGAACAACUUUUCUUAUGCAGAUGGAUGUCAGUCCUAGUGAACGUCGGUCAGUAACAGCUUCGAACAGAAGACUCCGUGAAUUAGAGAGACGUGGACGUGGACGUGCUCGAGUGCAUAAUGAUGACAUGCACAUUGCCAUGGAUGAUGAUCCUAUACAUGGUGCACCAGUUAUAGAUGAUAUUGCUAUGGAUGAUGACCCUACUGGUGAUGAUGCUGACAUUGUUGAUAAAGCUAUCCUUACUCAGCCAUUUCCGGGAGGUCCAACUGAUCCAUCAAUCCUUAAAAGUUUUAAAAGUCAUGUUGCCGCAGUUAUUUGGAAUGGUGCUGAUGAAAAGGGGCCCUUAAAGUGUCAUAAUCACUCAUCUAAGAUUCGUUCGUGGCCGUGGUGGGAACAAGGAAACAACGCUACAUUUGUAAACAUUGUGGAGAUGUCAGGACUUGCACAAUUAGCUCGUUGCACGUACCGCUUUGUCAAUAAAAUUGUAGUGUCUAAUUUUGUUGAGAGAUGGCAACUGGAGACAAACACCUUCCAUUUGAUUGUUGGAGAGAUGACUAUCACAUUGGACGAUGUCGCCACUAUCCUAGGGCUUCCCAUUGUAGGCAAAUCUAUUAGCGUGCGUAAGUUGUUAGAAAGGUGGGCUGUUACAUUAGUAGUUAAUACCUUGGAAAUUGAUGAGUAAAAAGUCAGAUAUGAGAUGUCUACUGCUGGAGGCAAUUCAGUGAGGCUUAAGUGGUUGAGGGCACACUUUCAUAAUAUCACAGACAAUGAUUCAAUGGAA
This is a messenger RNA of Camellia sinensis, 819 nucleotides long. The record is from RefSeq and is a predicted model, not a curated record. Lineage: Eukaryota; Viridiplantae; Streptophyta; Magnoliopsida; Ericales; Theaceae.